Molecule: messenger RNA, 2098 nt
Organism: Nicotiana tabacum (common tobacco)
Lineage: Eukaryota; Viridiplantae; Streptophyta; Magnoliopsida; Solanales; Solanaceae
Source: RefSeq, a predicted model, not a curated record
AUAAUGACAAAAUCCCUCGGCAAAUUUAACCUCCUUCCAAACAUUGGGUAGUCCAAAUUUUCCAAUCCUUAUAUAGUUGGCCUUAAGUUAACCAAAACAAAGAUACUUUCGGACGGCUGGGAGUAUCUUUUCUCCGUUUUAGCGGUUGCCUUUUUAACAGCACAAACUUCACUCUCCAUUAUCAUCAUUUUCAUGGCAGCUUCUGUUCCACUUCUUCAAUUCCCAACUCACUCCCUUCACAAAACGACACUUUCCAGAUUCAGACCCACUACUUCUCCUAAGUUCAAUGGGAAUUAUGGGUAUUGCUGCACAAUUAGGUGUAGUUCUUCAAAUGGAAGAGAGCCAGAGUCGGUAAACGAGGGAGUUAAGACUGUGGAGAAGCUUCUAGAAGAAAAACGGAGAGCUGAAUUAUCUGCUCGUAUUGCUUCUGGCGAGUUCACUGUUGAACAAACUGGAUUCCCAUCACUGGUCAAAAAUGGUUUGUCUAAAUUGGGUGUGCCUAAGGAGUUCUUCCAGUUCUUCUCUCAAUGGCUGGGUGAUUAUCCUCGCAUUCCAGAGGCAAAAGGAUCUAUUAGUGCUGUUCGGAAUGAAGCUUUCUUCAUCCCACUUUAUGAGCUUUUCCUUACUUAUGGUGGAAUUUUUCGUUUGACCUUCGGUCCCAAGUCUUUCUUAAUAGUUUCUGAUCCUUCAAUAGCCAAACACAUUCUGAAAGAUAAUUCAAAGGCUUAUUCUAAGGGUAUCCUAGCUGAAAUAUUGGACUUUGUGAUGGGAAAGGGACUUAUACCUGCAGAUGGAGAAAUUUGGCGCGUCAGGCGGCGCGCUAUUGUACCAGCAUUGCAUCAAAAGUAUGUAGCAGCUAUGAUUGGCUUAUUUGGUCAAGCAACCGACAGGUUGUGCAAAAAGCUUGAUGCUGCUGCAUCUGAUGGAGAAGACGUUGAGAUGGAAUCACUAUUUUCCCGUCUAACAUUAGACAUCAUUGGCAAAGCUGUAUUUAAUUAUGAUUUCGACUCGUUAACAGUAGACACUGGUAUUGUGGAGGCUGUAUAUACAGUGCUUAGAGAAGCAGAAGAUCGCAGUGUUGCACCUAUUCCAGUUUGGGAGAUACCUAUCUGGAAAGAUAUCUCUCCUAAGCUAAAAAAGGUCAACACAGCUCUAAAGUUGAUUAAUGACACCUUGGAUGAUUUGAUUGCUCUAUGUAAGGUAAUAUAGUUAUUUGGUUCAGAGAUCAAUCGGAACUACUUGCUUUACAAACUUUAUUGUUGUUUGGAUGAUAAAAAUAACCAGUUAGUUUGUACGUAGACUUGAGAUGAAGCAUUAUGCAGACCUCUAGAAAAGGGCAUUUUCCGUAAAAGAAACCCCUAGCCUUUUGCUGUUUUUGGAAAAAAAACUUUUGAACCGCGUCAAUGAAAUUGCAAGUCGCAGAGGUUCAUGCAAUUCCACAACCCAAGUAUUGGACUGGUAGAACGUUUGAAUGUGAGAUGAGAAAAAAAAUAUUACAAGUAUUGUACAAAUUAUCUAUAACAGCUCCUAGAUAUUGGACUUGUCUAAAACAUUCUCCCAAUGUCUUCUCUUAUUUUCUCACAUGGUACGAUCUUGGUAAUGACUUACUACAGCUGCUCCAUCGGCCAAAAUUUUCAUUCUUCUUCCUAGUUUCACUAUUCCAAUCUCUUUUCAGUGUUCGUUCUGGCCACUCCAUGACUCUUUCCAAUGGCUGUUCCGGUGCCACGACAUCUCUUUCUGUCACUGUUUCGUUCUCCACAUUGGAUUUGAAGCAGUGUGUUAGGAUAUUAGAUGUAUUGUCCAAUAAUAGAAGAAAGUAUUAUGCUACUUGUAGAACCCAUUAGGAAACUCCUAUGUGUAAGUUAUUCUAUCACACCAGGUACAAAGCAUGAGAACAGAUCGCAUAUGUCAAAAGUGGUUAGAUUGGAACAGGAUCAUCCUAGGAUCAGUAAGGAUCUAAUAGGAUCACAAGUGGAAUUCUGAGAUCCUAACAAUCCUAGUACCGCAAAUUUAUGAGUUUUUUCUCCUUUCGCUGUUUCUUCGUAACUUCUAGUAGCGUUUAUGUUAUAAAUUUCAAAAAAAAAAAAAAUUACCUUAG